AUGAAAAACAUCGGAGCACAAUGGGCAUUGUCACGGAAGAGGACUGGGCGCAUGUCUCAUGAGAUCUUGGCGAGUGCUUGUCGUUGCUUGGUACACCGUAAUCGCCUCACGUGGGUUGCAGCCAUGUCUAGCAACUGGGCGGACAAGUAUCUUCCCAUACAGCGUAAAAUCGCUGGACAGAAAACAACGGGAUCUACAAUUACAAGGGUACUACAGACUGCCAAGAAGGUCCUUCACGUGGAUCCGUUGGAACACCCACCGUCCGUCAGACUUACUCCAGCAAGAGAAGCGCGAUUUUUUUUGCAAACUGAGAGGUACAAAGUACGUGAGGAUGUGAUGUGCCAAUGA
Melampsora larici-populina 98AG31 is the source of this 348-nucleotide messenger RNA. RefSeq lists its product as uncharacterized. The record is from RefSeq and is a predicted model, not a curated record. The transcript is spliced from 2 exons. Lineage: Eukaryota; Fungi; Basidiomycota; Pucciniomycetes; Pucciniales; Melampsoraceae. The coding region runs from base 1 to 348 and encodes 115 amino acids.